This is a messenger RNA of Spodoptera exigua (beet armyworm), 1017 nucleotides long. Lineage: Eukaryota; Metazoa; Arthropoda; Insecta; Lepidoptera; Noctuidae. The record is from the annotation of a GenBank genome assembly.
AUGCCAGAAAGCCAGGCGGGUCCCGUCACCCAAAGCGGCCGUGACCCCGACCACGGACUCCACUAUGAGGCGCGCUCAGAAUACGGCGGCGCCGCCUCGAGGCCUGCUUCUGCUAGUGAUUUACUGGACAGCCAUGUACUGGGCAACGACAAGCUUGCUGAACCAGCGAUGGAGAGAUCUACCAGGUUCAGUAUCGACGGCAAUAGUGUGGACAUAUUGCUACCAUAUUUAAAGUUAUUAACUAUAAUGGGACUGCGGCCGGUACUAGAUGUAUCGAACUCCUCCAAGUGCGCAAUAUGCUGCUCGCAUUUCCAUUCAAUACAAGUUGCAAUACUCAUGUUUGUAGGAUACAUUCUGCAGUACAUGGCUUGUUUCAGUUCCUAUGAAAUAAGGAUGGCGUUAAAAGUGUUGCUAAUUAUAUGCACCUUGAUCCACGACAUGGUGCAGGCGACUAUCAUCACAAGUUAUUGCCUACAAGCACAGCUGUUACAAGCUCAUCUCAUGUUCCUCAAAGAACGGCUGCUGAACCGAACUAUAACUCCGCUUAACUGGAUGAGAGAAAUAGCAGAAUUCCGUAAGCUAUUAAAAUAUUUAAACGACGACCUAGCACCGGCGGUUUGUUUGUUCACCAUCGUGAACAUCUCAUGGGCGACCUCAGGCAUCAUGUGGCUCCUCAACUUGGAUAAGGUGGACACUGAGACAGAACCCUUGGUCGGCAUCAGCAUUCUAAAUGAGCUCAUAUGGAUUUCAGCAGUUAUUGUACCGUUUGUUCAAGCGGCACGUUUGUCAAAAGAAUGCAGACGGACUCAGUCUGUCGGGCACGAGCUGUGCGUUCGUCCGUUCCUACACCAGGACACGUCACAGGAGGACAUCACCUCGGUGCUCAUGUACGCCUCCACUCUACGUCUACACGCGAAACUAUUCCACUACCCCAUCGCAGGACGAUACCUCUGUCUCGUACUAACCAUUACCGUUAUAGUACUCUUCUCUCUAGGCAUGUGUCAUCUAUUACAGUAG